AGGAAUAUAUAAUAGUAAACCUCACAAGUAUAGAUGUAGAUAGGCUGCAUUAGUUAUAAACUAGUGGUUUACACUGAAACCCAUUCUCUAUUACUACUUUAAUCUUGAAGCGUUAACUCUAUGCCUAUGCUUUGCUUAUUUUUUGGUUUGUGCAAGCAUAGAAGGUAAUUUAAAACAGCUUUUUGCUUAAUUAAGCUGUAGUUAAUGAUUUUGACAAUUGACUUAAGGUGACUUCGGAAUAUAUAUUUUUUUAAGUAUUGGUUAUACAGGAUUUGUUACAUUGAUAAUUAAAGAAGAAUAAAAAGGAAUUAUAAUUGUGGAAGAAAAUCUACGGGACAAAUUUGGAUUUAAAUUAGAUCAAUGGACCGGACUUAAAGCUUACAAGUGUAGCAUACAUCAUACAUAUCAAAUUAGUGUUUAAUAUGAGAAGUAUUAUGGAGAUGGAAUAGUACAUUUGCAAAGCACUGCUGACUGGAUUUAUCACAUUAACAUUAGGCUGCAUCAGUGUUACUAAAUAAGCAAGGUGAAAAUGGAUGCUAUAUUAAAAUCAUUUAUGGGAGGAAACAGGACAUUAAACAAAAUUAAAUUAUGCAAACACAUUUUUGCUUUUUAAAAGCUUUGAUGGAAUAAAAUAGAUGUUUAUGUCCUAUAGCUGAUUAUUAACUUGAAAAUAAAAUUGUUAAAUAAAUUCAAAUAUUAACAUUGAUAUAUAGCAGAUAUAAUGAUAUACAGAAAACAGAUAUAGUCAAAACGGAUCAAACAAAAGUGGGCUGCUUUUAACAUUGCAGUUUUAUAUCUAAAACAUAAGGGAUGAAGAAAACCUUCGAGAGAAAUAAUAGACAGAAUAUCAAAUAAAAAUAUUGUGUUGUUUUAGAAAACAAAAAUAAAGUGACUGAAUAUAAAUGUUAUGAGGAAAAAAGUAAAUACAAAAUAACACCAAAGGAGACUGGAUAUAAUUUGUUUUAAUUGCAAUUAAUUGGAGAAAAAAACAUAAGUGACUUAAUAUAAUCAAAAUUUAAUUUGAAAAACAUUGGAAAAACAACAACAACGUGGAACGGUUCAAGCUCUGCAGGCUGCAGUGAUUGUGAAUAGAUCGUGUAAAAUCAUGAUGAAUGGACGAGGUGAUAAGUUAUCUCCCUUACACGGGAGGAGUUGUCUGCUGCUGCUACUGACCUCUAGUCUGGCGGUAUGUUCUGUGUCAGGACUUUCCAGGGCUCAUGAUCAUCACUAUAGCAACCAACAUAGCAACAAAUCUAGCAACAGUAACCAUGAUGGCAAUACUCAACAUCACACAACAGUCAAAGAUCAAGAGUCGUAUGCGAUCGUUUACCCGGAGAUCAUCGAUAACAGAGAUGGCAUCCUAGUGAAUGACGUAAAAGGGUAUGUCAGAAGACGAAAAAGAACACUGGGCGAGGAAAACAAACCGCUAGAAAUCACAAUUAGUGGAGGCGGGCAACUCUUUGACCUUGAACUCUGGGAAAAUGAGAAUCUGUUCUCCCCUGGUUUCAAAAUCUACCACAGACAAACACUCAAACAGGCACAAUCAGAGAAGGAGUUACCUCUUGAAGAUGUGUUUGGUUGCCAUUUUACAGGGCAUUUGAAAGGCCAGUCGGGAAAUCCAGCCUCUGUCUCCAUAUGCAAUGGUUUGAAUGGCAUAAUUCGUGGAAACAAUGAUGACUACUUGAUUGAGCCUGUUAAAGAGGCUUCCGUCCAUGGUUCGUCCGGUUUUGUUGGGCAGCCGCAUAAACUUUACAAGCGAUCACUGGUCGACUCACGCAAUCAACACAGAUAUGAGGCAAAGAAAGCAGGUCAGGAUUCGAUUAUUCUUGAGAAAGACGUAAUGCUGGAUUCUAAUGAAGUUGAAAUCAAGGAACAAAGCCAUAUCCUCAUCAACAAUGAAAUUGACAACUCGCUUGACAAAAUGUACCACUCGGUGGAGAAACGUUCUGCGUACAAGUACAAGUUUCUUAAGGAGAUGAACACACCCAAGACUGUGGAAGUGUUGGUUGUCGUGGAUAAGAACAUGUACCACAACCAUGGCGACGCCAACAUCACCACCUACACUCUCACCCUUUUUAAUAUGUUGUCCCAGCUGUUUAAGGACGGUUCCCUAGGCAACAAGAUCAAUGUAGUUCUAGUGGGACUGAUACUUCUGGAGGGAGAUGAGCGAGGUUUGAACAUCGAUUACAAUGCAGAUGCCACCCUGAACAGUUUCUGUCAAUGGCAGUCAGUGCUUGUGGGAGCGAACGGACGCCAGCACGAUCAUGCCAUUCUUCUCACUGGCCUUGACCUGUGCUCCUAUAAAAACUCACCCUGUGACACACUCGGUUUUGCACCCAUGGAGGGCAUGUGUAACCGUGUACGCAGUUGCACGGUCAAUGAGGACACAGGCUUGUCUACUGCCUUCACUAUCGCGCAUGAAGUGGGACACAACUUUGGCAUGUUCCACGAUGGGGAGGGAAACUACUGUACGGAGUCUGCAGGCAAAAUCAUGUCCCCCACCCUGAUGGGCAAGGAUGGCCAGUUUCAUUGGUCCGUCUGCAGCAAGGCCUACCUCAUGAGGUUUCUUAACACGCCACAGUCAGACUGUCUGGAUGAUGAACCACGGCAAGUAGCUGAGCUGAAGUUCCCAGACAAGCUUCCGGGAGAACUGUACAAUGCGGACAUCCAGUGCAAAUGGCAGUUUGGAAACAAGGCUCGCCACUGCACGUAUGACUUUGGAAAGGAUAUCUGCAAGGCGCUCUGGUGUUACCGAGGCAACAAAAGGUGUGAGACCAAGUUCCUGCCAGCUGCGGAGGGAACUUCUUGUGGAGAGGGAAAGUGGUGCCGCAUGGGUAAAUGUGUUGACUAUGGUAACGAUGGUCCCAGACCGAUCCAUGGUGAGUGGUCAACAUGGUCCGAGUGGUCGGAGUGUUCCAGAACCUGCGGGGGAGGAGUUAUAACACGGGACAGGGAGUGCUCCAGACCACUGCCGCAGUAUGGUGGGCGAGCCUGCGAGGGGGAGGACAAGGUGUACAAGAUGUGCAACGUCCAUGAGUGCCCGACUGACAGCGAGGACUUCCACGCCGUGCAGUGCGCCACCUACAACAAACAGCCGUUCAGAGGCUGGUACCUGCAAUGGAAACCCCAGAAACGUGUCAAUGAUGUGACUGAGCCCUGCAAGCUGUUCUGUGUAGCAGACACCUCAAAUUACGUGUUCACCAUCAAACACACGGCCACAGAUGGCAUGCAGUGCGGGGCAGAAGACAACAAGAUCUGCGUGCAGGGCGAGUGCAUGUCUGUAGGGUGUGACUGGAUUGUUGGCUCAACGCAGACCACAGACAUGUGUGGUGUUUGUAAUGGCGAUAAUUCCACCUGCCGUCUCAUUCAAGGGGAGUACAUGGAACAGCCAAAACUUAACACCUACUUCCCAGUCACAAUCCUCCCAAAGUCUGCCCGAUCGAUUCGCAUUCGGGAGAAGGCCCUCUCAUCCAACUACCUUGCGGUGCGGAACAUAUUUGGCCAGUACUUCCUAAACGGGCAUCAACGUGUGGCCUGGCCCGGUAGCUACUCCCUAGGAGGUGCCAAGUUCCAGUACAACCGGCCGUACAAUGAACCAGAGACACUGGAAGCAGAGGGACCUUUAGAAGAGGAACUCGUUUUAGAGAUCCUUGUGCAGGACAACAACCCAGGCAUCCAGUACGAGUACACACUCCCGAAGACCCCAGACGCAGGCUUGAUCCAGCCUACGCAGGACAACUACACCUGGAGCCUGUCUGUGUCCUCGUGCUCAGAAGCCUGUGCUGGAGGUUUGAAGACGGUGUCUGCCAUUUGCCACAAGAACUUUGAGGUUGAGGUGGCUCCCAGCUUCUGUGGGAACCAACCCAAGCCGGAGACCGGGGAGUUUCCAUGCAAUGAGGAACCAUGUGGCCCAAGAUGGGUAACAGAAGAUUGGAAAACCUGCAGUAAAAUCUGUGAUGGGGGAAAACAGAGGCGCAAAAUAAAAUGUCGACAAAAAGUCUCGAAGUCCAAGGACAAGAAAUUGCGAAAGAAGUAUUGCAAAGACAUUCCUCGACCUACCACCAGUCAAAAAUGCAACGAGCAAGAAUGUCCUCCGACAUGGAGGACAGGGAAGUGGUCAAAAUGUUCAGGGUCGUGUGGUGUUGGCACACAGUUCAGGAAGGUCCACUGUCGCAGCAAGGGCCGUAAGGAGCUGCCAGCAAGCAUGUGUGGGACGCAUGCCCCUAACGACACCCAGUCAUGUGACAAUGGGGCGUGUCCAGAUCAGGUCAAGAAGUUGCCAAGGUUAAUUGAGACCCGAUGCCUGAAUGGAGACUGUGGAUACAGAUGGAUUGUCAGUGAGUGGACGGCAUGUUCUCGCGAGUGUGGAGGAGGCACUCAGAAACGUCGCGUCUGGUGCGAGGACGACAUUCACAAUACGGUGAAAAACAAGCACUGCAGUGAUAUGGAGAAACCCAGCAGGAAACAAGCCUGCAAUGAGCAGGAGUGUCGCAAUGUUUGGCACACUGGGACAUGGACGGAGUGCUCCACAACAUGUGGUAUAGGAGUUCAACAGAGACAGGUCAUUUGUCAAACCAACAACACGUCUUCAGCCGAGGUACUCGAUGCCGAAAAAUGCAACGAAACUCGGCCUGAAGAAAAGCGCUCAUGCAGCCUGGAACCAUGUGAACCCAUGCAGCAAUACGAUUGGUUGUUGUCGCCCUGGGGACCAUGCUCUCAAUCAUGUGGUUACGGAUGGACGACACGCCACCUUAGAUGUGCAAGCAUCGACAACCGCAACCGACGAUCGGUUGUUAACCACCAUUUCUGUCGUAACAUUCUCAAACCUGACGCCAUCAUGGUGGAAAACUGUUACAUCAUGGAAUGUGACAGGCAUAGUGAUGAUACUCGUUUCAAUGGUAACCAACAGCAUUCAAGCUGGGAAGCGUCCGACUGGGCGGAGUGUUCAAGGACAUGCGGUGAGGGGCUGCAGACUAGAACGGUCUCAUGCGUGAACAGUCGGGGUCAAGCGUCAAGUGACUGUGACCUCGCGACCCAGCCAGAGGUCAAGCAAACGUGUAACCAUGGCGAAUGUCUCCCCGUCCCUGCAGGUCACAGGGACUGUGUGGACCAGUACUCGUGGUGCCACCUAGUGGCUCGUGAAGUGUGCAAUAACAGACUCUACAGAGACAAGUGCUGUAAAUCAUGUAGUAUCGUAUGAGGGGAGGUAACUCUCAUACCCUUGGAACAAAGGGAGACAAGUGUUUUAAAUGUAGUCUCCUGAGAGGGGAGAUCAUUCUCAUAGAUUAAACAAAGGAGACAAGCUUUGUAAAUCGUGAAGUCCCCUUUAAGGGGAGAUCACUAUAAUUCUCUUGAAAUAAAGGGAGACCUAUAUUGUAAAUGAAGUCUCUUGAAAGGGGACAUUACUCUCACGAUUGGAACAAAAGAGAGACAACAUGUGUUAUUUUUCUCUCCUCUGGGAAGAGAUUUAGCGGAACAAAGGGAGACAAAACUUGAUUGAGCAUGGAGCAUUGUGGACUCCUGAAGUGCUUCAAGAUCAACAGAGUGGUGUAGUGCAUUACUAUUUUGGUGUGGCAUCUCUCUAUGACAUUGGCUUACACAAAGACAAAAAAGAGUUUAAGUUUAGUAGAAAUUGUAAACUUGUAAACUAGACAUUGCUUGCAUUAAGUGCAGCAAUCAGUGAAUUUUGCUGUGAAAAAACAUUCAAAGGGAAGUCACUUUGAAAAAAGCUGACUAGAUGUUCACCCAUGCAUGAACAUUUCACAUGAGAGAAAGGACUCUUACUUGAUGUUACCAGGGAAGUAACUCCAACUGACUGUGGUAUGUUGUUGCCAUGGUUUCAUGGUCAGGUCCAGAGUCAGUGUUUGUCUCAUUAUUAUGUCAGUUGCAUUUAGCUGAUUUAUGAACCAUGGUUGAUCAGGCAGUGGUUGUUUGUGCUGCAAAUGGAUCUGAUAUCUAUGUUACUGCAGUCCUACGAUGAUUUGUGUAGAAGUCAGGGUUUUGUCUUAUUUGAGACAUUAGCACAAGUUUAAGUUAUUUCGGAAUUUUCAAGGUAAAAAAUGUACAGCUGAUUAUAAUAAGUCAGAGAUGAUUAUAUUCAGUAUAUUGCUGAACAUGAAAUGUGCAAGUGACCAAGGAAAUGAAAUAAACUUAUUUAAGAUGAAUUAUAAUAGAUGUUGGUGCUUUGCAAUUAAAAUGUAUUAGUGAUGUAAAUUAUGUCCUACAGUGUUAAAUAAGACUGGUCCAAGGGUUGGGCCAGUAAUAAAAGUACAGAACAGUGUCUGUGUGUUUACAAUUUUGAAAAUGAUUAAUGUCAUGAUCUACUCUUAUUACUGUGUCUGUAUUACUGAUUAUUGAAUAACAUCCCUUACUGUAGCAUUUGCCAUUGGUAUAGUGCAAUUUCUCCGCAUUUAGGUUCUCUUUUUAUGUGAGAACAAACAUAAGUGUCUGAUUUUUCAUAUUCAUACAUUUGUGUUAAUUAUCAAAGAAUGGUUUUAAAAAGAAGUUAAAAAUGUUCACAAAAUUGUUAAAGCCUAUAAUGAUGUGUAAGAUAUAUCAGUGAAAUACAUCAGCAAUAACAGUUCUACUGCGCAAAGCAAUGAUUGUAUUUCUACCAAACAUCACUAAAAAAGCAAUACAAAUUGUGUAAGAAUGCAUGAUAAUUGACUUGAUUUUGCUAUAAACGAUUACUUAUAAAUGUAAAGAAUCAGAGUAGAUCCAAUCUAAUGGGGAUUUGGUUAUAAUGAUUUUCAAGCAAUAUUUUUCAAAUCUGUUGUUUGCAAGUCACCUUAGGGAUCUUCUGCAAAUCAAGUCCUCGACCCUUGAUAGUUUAUAUUUUGAGAGGCUGACUGUCUCAACAUUUUGCUGUACAUGUUAUAUGUAACCGUAGAAACUUUGGUUUGCAGAGGUUAAUGGUAGUCCAGGUAUUAAGGACACAUCAUUACGAAGUUUUUUUGUAUUUGUGGACUAUUUAUUUGAACAUUAAGUGUUCACCUUGCAUCAUAAAGAGAAGCUUGAAUAUAAUGCGAGGCCUUUAAGAACUUGGGGUUGUUUUAACAGACAUUGAAUCGCAAUAUGUGAAAGUUGUUAAUGAAAGGUUAUCAAUUCAAGUUGGUAUUUUGCAAACAUUAAAUUAUUUCUAUUUUAAUUGUCAUUGAAUAUUUGUAAUAUGAAAUGGCUAUUAAGUAUUCAUACAGCACAAGAUAAGAAUGUGUAUGAGGAGUGUUUUGUGGUUAAAGUAACAUUUGUGUUAUUGCUGCUGCCUGACAACUUUAUAUCAUAGCAAAACAAGAGGCAGUGUUAUUGCUAUUGCAGUCCUAAAACAACUGUCAUUAUAAAAGACAUUAACAUUAAACACUAUUCAAUUAUUCUGUAGCAAUCAUUACUGAUAGACAAACCUUGGCAGUCAUUAUUAAAUAAACACAUUUGCAGUAUGCCAACUUUAAUUUUGAUAGAUUUUAGGUUGAAAAUAGUUAUAUUUUGAAAUGUUCAGUGAAGUAUUGAUAAGUCGAGGGGAAUUUUGAACAAUUGUGAUUUACAUGUUUUGUCAUUUUUUGACACUUAUUAUUUCUAUUGACAAGUAUCUAUUAUUUCUUUGUUAUUUAUUCCAUUUGUUCUCAUAACAAUAUUAACUACUUAACAUUACAGAGAAACAGGUGUUUGGCAUCUGUAGGUAUAAGGUUUUUUUUAUUGUGUUUUUAACUCUAUAUUAUCUACUGUAACUUAAUUCAAUCUUGACAAGGCAUCAGUUCUUCUGAUGUUCCUUUGGUAAUGGUGAAACAAAACAUAUUUGUGGAGAUUGAAUAGAUAUUAACUGCGUAACCCUAUGUUUUAUGUUCUAACAAUAAUAAACCAACUAAUUCAGACGAAUAAUUUUGAUAAUUAGCAACACUUGACGAUUGACAUUCUGUUUAUGUCACCAUUUACAUGAUGGUCUUUUUGCAACAAUAAUAGUUCAUUUGUGGUGUGCAACUCGUUGCAUUUUCAUGUUCUGGCAUGUUAUUAAAUGAAGUUAUAACAGUUUAACUUAGUGACUAGUCAGUUGAAUUAUUUUUGCAAAUUAAACUAGGUACUUUGACUUAAAAACAGAAUUAAGCUUAUGCCAUUUUAACGUAUAUCUGCAGGUUAACAGAUCUUAAAAGAAGCUAUUGGUUUUCAUGUUUAGGUCUUAAGUUCCCACCACAGGUAUUGGGCGCGUGGCCAAGUCACUUUAACACUAUCAAUAUGUCAUAAAACAACAUUUUUCAUCAUAUUGACAAAUUUUUUUUCUAUAUAUAUACAUUAUAUAAGAUUUUUAACCAGGUUUUCUGAAGGAAAAAACUGGUUAUUAGAUUGGCGAAUGUCGGCGGGCGGACUGGUGGGCUGGCAGGUUGGUGGGCGGAACAAGCUUGUCCGGGCCAUAACUUUGCGUUCAUUGUGAGAUUUUAAAAUCAUUUGGCACAUUUGUUCACCAUCAUUAGACAGUGUGUUGCGCGAAAGAAUUACGUCGAUAUCUCCAAGGUCAAGGUCACACUUUGAGUUCAAAGGUCAAAAAUGGCCAUAAAUGAGCUUGUCCGGGCCAUAACUAUGUCAUUCAGUGUGAGAUUUUAAAAUCAUUUGGAACAUUUGUUCAACAUCAUUGGACAGUGUGUCGCACGAAAGAAUAACGUCAAUAUCUCCAAUGUCAAGGUUGCCACGACUAAAAAUAGAUUUAUUUUGAAACAAACUUAAAAAAGGGGGUUAAUUUUGUUUGUUCAUUUCAAAAGUUCAGUUUGAGUUGUCUCCCUUUAUCACAUUUUUUUUUCAUUUGUUCACCAUCAUUAGACGGUGUGUUGCGCGAAAUAAUUACGUUGAUAUCUCCAAGGUCAAGGUCACACUUUGAGUUCAAAGGUCAAAAAUGGCCAUAAAUGAGCUUGUCCGGGCCAUAACUAUGUCAUUCAUUGUGAGAUUUUAAAAUCAUUUGGCACAUUUGUUCACCAUCAUGGGACGGUGUGUCGCACGAAAGAAUCACUUCAAUAUCUCCAAUGUCAAGGUCACCACGACUAAAAAUAAAUUUAUUUUGAAACAAACUUUCAAAGGGGGUUAAUUUGGUUUGUUCAUUUCAAAAGUUCAGUUUGAGUUGUCUCCCUUUAUCAGAUUUUUUUUCACAAUGAAAACCUGGUUUUGUGACAAUUUUGUCCCUUGUUAUAUAUUUUUUUGUCAAAAUGAUGACAAUUGUUGUUUUAUGACAUAUUGAUAGUAUUAAAGUGACUUGGCCACGCGCCCAAUACCUGUGGUUUCCACUCAAAGUUUUAACAAAGUAUUCUUAAAUUCUAAUUCUUUAGACAGCUUGUUCAAGUCCAAACAAAGAGCAGAUGCAAUCACGUUUAAAGUCAGCCAGCCAGUAGCUUCCUAAUUCUUUUAUUGACUGCACAUGCAUUUUAAGAUUUUCUUUUCAAGUUUUAAUGGCUGUACCUUUUCUUGUUAAGCGUCACACAUUCAAAUUCAGACAUACUGAAGGCCUUUUUACAAUUCUGUCACUAAAGGUAUUGUUUUGGGCGGUCUUAAUUUAUGAUCCCUGUUCUAAUGACAUUGUCAUGUAAACCUUCAAUACAGGUUGGUUUGCAUGCAUUCUGCACCUGGGUAAAUGAAACCUGGCAUGCUCAAUUCAAAUAUCAUCUGCCUUUUUGUCACUGAUUCUGUUUAAGGGAUGAUUUAAACUCGAAACUAUAAUUUAAGAAAAUAUUUCAGUCAAGAUGGGCAUAAAUAAAUUGGUAACCUCAAAUAUGUUUCAAUGUUCAAUACAUUUCUGCAUUCCUAUAUAUAAUUACAAAGUUAAAGUGUUAUUAUUAUAUUCAAAAGGUACAAUUAAUGCAUUCUAAAGAGAAAACAUAAUGAACAAAAACUUAUAAAACUGUCAAGUAUGCCUUUUUAGUUUUAAAAUUGUUUAUGAUAUAUGAUAGAAAUAUAGAAAUACAUGUGAGCCGCACUUUGAUAAAUUGGGCUUUAUGCAUGAGCACUGCUGUGCACUUUACACAGGCUAAUCAGUGAAGACACUUUGCGCUUAAUUAAACUAGAUUUUCAUUUAAAAGUGACUUCUUUUAACAAAAACUCCAUAAAAUGAUAAAGCAAAAAGUAUGUUCUCUUGUAGCCUGUGUGGACUGCACAGGCUUAUAUGAAGACAAUUUUCGCACAUUCAUUAAGCCUGGUUUUCCUAGGUUGAGGCUCAGUUAUUUAUCAUAUUGUGUGAUUUUGAAAGGCCAGUGCACAUAAAUAAGUAUAGAAAUAGUUUAUAAUUGGGCCGUGCUCUGUGGAUAGGGGGUUUAAUGAAGGUGCGUAAAGUGUCAUCCCACAUUAGCCCAUGCAGUCUGCACAGGCUUAUCAGGGACAACACUUUCCGCCUAAACUAGAUAUUUGCUAAGGAGAGACUUUCUUCAAACAAAAAUACCAUAAAAGCAGAAAGUGUUGUCCCUGAUAAGCCUGUGCGGACUGCACAGACUAAUCAGGGACAACACUUAACGUACAUUCAUUUAACCUUUUUUUUUACAGAGAACAGCUCAUAAUGUUAUUUUUUGCAGAUUUUUUUACUUAUUUGAAUAAUUAAAGUUUGUUAAAUGCACUUGUUAUUCUAAAAUUACAACCAGACUUCAAUUAUAGCCAGAAGGUAAUUAAAACAAAAAACAGCUUUGAAAAAUUUGUCUUCAUUGUAUUCAAUUUAAUAUUUAAUUUGUAGUUUAAAUCAAUUUACAGAUUAAAUGCCAUAUUGUUGGAGGCUUCCCUAAAUUCUUUUGGUUAGUUGAAUAUUUGUACAGUACAUUUAUAGUAUAAUAGUUGAUUGUUUAAUACUUUUUUUGUAAGUUUAUUAUAGUAUUGUGAUAUCUCAUUUCUAAAUAUUUUCCAUUAUUCCAAAUCAUGCUAUAUUUGUAUAUUAUGAAGAUUGUGUUCUGAUAGCAUUUCUGUUAUUUUUCUUGUCAGAUGUAAAUUGUUCAUGUUUUGACAUGUUUAUAUUUUUUCACCUCAAGUGUACAGAAAUGUGAAUUAUCAUUUGUUAUUUAUAGCAUUUAUUUUUUUCCUGAUGAAUUGAAAUAAAUCCUGCCAAAUAAUGA
Messenger RNA from Dreissena polymorpha, 11063 nucleotides. RefSeq names its product A disintegrin and metalloproteinase with thrombospondin motifs 18-like. Gene Ontology annotation, cellular component: extracellular matrix. Bases 1106 to 5200 code for a protein of 1364 amino acids. Gene Ontology annotation, molecular function: metalloendopeptidase activity. NCBI's taxonomy places the organism in Eukaryota, Metazoa, Mollusca, Bivalvia, Myida, Dreissenidae. The transcript has 25 exons. The record is from RefSeq and is a predicted model, not a curated record. Gene Ontology annotation, biological process: proteolysis; extracellular matrix organization.